CCCACGGGACACUUCGGAGGCGUUCGCUGUUAUGGACUGGCUGAACAAUAUCGUCAAAAAGAGGCGCUACUGCGAGCUUAUUUUCGCUCUCGCAUUAUGUCACGGCAUAUUUCUCAGGCUCGCAAUGUGUGACCGGGGCUCUGCUGUAUUCCAGGACCUCCUUGAUAUGCUAAAUACGACUAAAAAAAUAUACAUAUAUGCGAGCACUGUUAGGAUUGACAAGGACUUGGGAAAAGAAAACUAUACGUAUUACACCAAGGUGUACCUGAAUGAGACCGACUAUGACUUCAAGUUAUUCGUGCCUGGUUUCAGCCGCCGAAAUUCUCGAAAUGGCAAUAAUGACGCUGCAUUAGGUGGAGUGCAUCCCUACGAUUUACAUGCAAAGCUGCGAAAUUGUACCCAAGAAGCGGGUCUACCGGGUCCGUGCAUGAACGUUCCAAAUUGGCCUGAACGAGGAAACAUUACGAAGAUACUCUGGCAGUACAAUCCUGAAGGGCUGUGUGGAAUUUUUUUCUAUUUUUAUCAAGGACAUCAAAUCUGUGAGAUUGACAUUCGAGAAGAUGGACUUCCAGGACACACACAUGACAUUUUCCAUGUUUGCCAGACAAUGUUUAGCUAUAUCUGCGAACAUAACUCCGCUACGCCUAGGAUUUACCGUGUUGGUUGAAUCCGAAAAAUCAAUAAAUAAAGACGCAGAAAUUUGCAGC
Messenger RNA from Dermacentor silvarum, 707 nucleotides. RefSeq lists its product as uncharacterized. The transcript has 5 exons. NCBI's taxonomy places the organism in Eukaryota, Metazoa, Arthropoda, Arachnida, Ixodida, Ixodidae. Bases 32 to 667 code for a protein of 211 amino acids. The record is from RefSeq and is a predicted model, not a curated record.